Molecule: messenger RNA, 1417 nt
Organism: Silurus meridionalis
Lineage: Eukaryota; Metazoa; Chordata; Actinopteri; Siluriformes; Siluridae
Gene: krt18b
Product: keratin 18b
Exons: 7
Coding region: 94-1287 (397 amino acids)
Biological process (GO): intermediate filament cytoskeleton organization
Cellular component (GO): keratin filament
Molecular function (GO): structural molecule activity
Source: RefSeq, a predicted model, not a curated record
UUCCAUCCUCACAUCUCUUGAGUCCUUCACAGCUCCAGAGUUUUGUUCUGUUUAACUCCACUCUCUCCACGUCUCCUCCAUCUUACUAUCACCAUGAGCUACCACUCGACCUCCUUCUCCCGCACCACACCCAUGUCUUAUCGUGCUGCCAGCAUCUACGGUGGAGCAGGAGGUAGGGACAGCCGGAUCUCCUCUGCCACGGCUUACGGAAGCCUGCGUUCUGCCCCACUGGCCUCCUCCAUCUCCUCCUCAACUGCCUUCAAGGUGAGCUCAGGCUAUGGAUCAGGAGCAGGAACAAGCUUGAGCUCAGGACCUGGAGCCAUCCUAGGAGAUGAGAAAGGUCAGAUGCAGAACCUGAAUGAUCGCCUGGCCUCCUACCUGGAGACGGUGCGCAGGCUGGAAAAGGAAAACAGUGCACUGGAGCAGAAGAUCCGUGAGGCCAUGGAGAAAGCUGGACCGGACGCACGAGACUACAGCAAGUACAACGCCAUCCUGGACGAUCUUAGAAGGAAGAUCUUUGAGGCUACACUGGAGAACGGUCGUCUCGUCCUGCAGAUUGAUAACGCUCGCCUGGCUGCAGAUGACUUCCGGGUCAAGUUUGAGAACGAGCUCUCCAUCAGGCAGUCUGUAGAGGCAGAUAUCGCAGGUCUGAGGAAAGUCAUCGACGACACAAACAUGGGCCGCAUGAACACUGAGGGCGAGCUGGAGGCCCUGAAAGAGGAGCUUCUGUUCCUUAAAAAGAACCACGAUGAUGAAGUGGCAGAUAUGCGGAAUCAGAUCGCGCACUCGGGUGUGCAGGUGGACGUAGACGCUCCGAAGGGACAGGAUCUCGCUCAGGUCAUGGGGGAAAUAAGAGCAAAUUAUGAGAAACUGGCCAUGAAGAACGCUGAGGACCUGAAAAUGUGGCAUGAAAACCAGAUAGCAGAUGUCCAGGUUCAGGUGUCUCAGAACACAGAAGCAUUACAAGGAGCUCAGGUGGAGAUGAACGACCUGAGAAGACAAAUUCAGACGCUGGAGAUCGAGUUAGCAUCACAGCAAAGCCUGAAAGCAUCUCUGGAGGACACGCUGAGGAACACGGAGCUGCACUCCAACACUGAGAUGGAGAAAUAUAACCGCAUCGUGAUGCAGCUGGAGGCAGAACUGACCCAGCUCAGGGCAAAGAUCACAGAGCAGGGGCAGGAAUACCAAAACCUCCUCAACAUGAAGAUGAAACUUGAGGCAGAAAUCUCCACCUACAAAAUACUGCUGGAUGGAGAAGAUUUAAAGCUGCAGGAUGCUCUGGAGUAAUCAACGAGGAGCUGAAAGGGUUAAAAGCACACAGUCCCUCUUACUGAUCUCAUCAUCUGAAACAUCUCAUCAUCUCAAUAUCUAACUUUUAGGAUCUGACACAUGGAGAAAAUAAACUUUUACCCCUCAA